UUGUUGCGGAAGUAAACAUAAACUAAACUGAGAGGAUUUACCGCUGCGUCACAAAGUUUCUCACUUUGUUUCAGAGCCUGUAAAAGUGUGCGAUUUCUUCCCGGAGUCUAGUUCAUUGUGAGCGGUCAGCGCAGAGUCCGAGUGUUCAGUGUUUGGCUUAGUUUGGUCCGGUUCGGAGUUUUGUAAAAGUGUGUGUUUUCAGCUCGGGAUUUGGUUCGGUUUGGUCCGGUCCAGAGUGUGUAGUGUACCUAGUUCCCACAGCAGGAUGUCAGUGACGGUGAAGGCCUACCUGUUGGGAAAAGAUGAGUCGGUGAAAGAGAUCCGGAGGUUCGCGGUGGAUCAGGAUGUUUCCUGCAGCUUCGAGUACCUGAGCAGGAAAACCGCAGGAGUCUUUAAUAACCUGAAAAACAACGGGUUUAACAUGUAUUACAGAGAUGAAGAUGGAGACCUGGUGGCGUUUUCCUCUGAUGAUGAACUGAUGAUGGGUCUGGCCUGUAUGAAGGACGACACCUUCCGCCUCUUCAUCAAAGAGAAGAAGGAGCACCGUCGGGACUUUCCUCUCCACGCCUUCCCCCCCUUCACCUUCGGCCCCCCUCUUCCUACUCCACCUGGAGCUCCUCAGCCCCCGACCCCUCACCUGGCCCCAUCCCCCGCUCUGCACCCUAACGUUACCUGUGACGGCUGUGAUGGUCCGGUGUUGGGAACUCGCUUCAAGUGUUCGGUUUGUCCGAACUAUGACCUGUGCUCCACCUGCCAAGCCCGAGGGAUGCACACUGAGCACGCUCUUCUGCCCAUCUGGCACCCGUUGCAGUGGUUUCCUCGGGGGAAGUGGAUGAAGAGGAUGAGACACUGCAUGUGGAACCAGAACCUGAACCUGAACCAGACUCAGACCAACAAUCAUGACCAGGAACAGGAACAGGACCAGGACCAGGACCAGGCUGGAUCCUCCAGACCUGCAGCUGACUCUGCCUCCCAAGCCAACGUGGACUUCCUGAAGAACAUUGGGGAAGGCGUGGCAGCCAUGCUGAGCCCGCUGGGUAUCGAUGUGGACAUCGAUGUGGAGCAUGAGGGGCAGAGGACAAAGGUGACCCCUCCCUGUCAGAGCGGGGGGGUGGAGGCCGACGUGGAGAUGGAUGGAGGCGGCAGUGAGGGUGGAGCCAGCGAGGGCUCAAAGGUCAGCUCAUCUUCAUCAUCAUCACCAUCAUCAGAAACAGCUGAGGUGAGCAGAGAAUCUGAUGAAGAGUGGACUCACCUGAGCUCCAGAGAGGUCGAUCCCUCGACUGGAGAACUGCAAUCCCUCCAGCCCAGGGACCAGGACCAGGACCAGGACCAGGACCAGGACCAGGACCCCCCCUCAGGAGGACACCAGGGGCUUCCGGGGGACCAGCAGGGUCCAACAGGUCUGAGGGAGGCAGCUCUGUACCCCCACCUGCCUCAAGAGGCAGACCCCCACCUGGUGGAGUCCCUGUCCCUCAUGCUGUCUAUGGGUUUCACUGAUGAGGGGGGGUGGUUGACUCGACUCCUUCAGGCCAAAAACUUCGACAUCGGAGCCGCACUCGAUGCCAUUCAGUACGCCAAACAGCCCCGCCCACACCAGCCCUGAUGAUGUCAUCACUGACAUCAUCACCUAAACUAAACCAGUGACAUAACCAGAGAUCAUUUAUACUGUUUCCUUUUAAACUGAGACUAUCUGUCACCUUAUUGUUUUCAUUAAUCAGUUCUUUCAAUCAAUACUUUAACCCAUCGAUUAGUGUUUGUACUGCUUAAUUAUCUUUAUUAGUCACUGACAUGUUUCUGUUUUCUGUUAAUCUGAACAAUAAAGACAUGAAGAACUGAA
This is a messenger RNA of Xiphias gladius (swordfish), 1837 nucleotides long. RefSeq names its product sequestosome 1 (gene sqstm1). The transcript has 8 exons. Gene Ontology annotation, molecular function: protein kinase C binding; K63-linked polyubiquitin modification-dependent protein binding; zinc ion binding. The record is from RefSeq and is a predicted model, not a curated record. Gene Ontology annotation, biological process: mitophagy; aggrephagy; endosome organization. The coding region runs from base 266 to 1603 and encodes 445 amino acids. Gene Ontology annotation, cellular component: amphisome; aggresome. NCBI's taxonomy places the organism in Eukaryota, Metazoa, Chordata, Actinopteri, Istiophoriformes, Xiphiidae.